Molecule: messenger RNA, 1077 nt
Organism: Hepatospora eriocheir
Lineage: Eukaryota; Fungi; Microsporidia; Hepatosporidae
Source: the annotation of a GenBank genome assembly
AUGAAAAAAAGUUUAAAAGUUAAUAAAAUAAAUGAUUUAGAAAACAAACCAGUAAUAAACAGUAUGUUAGCAAGAACAAUAAUUGGAUUCUUUAUGAUUAUUGUAUUUGUAAUUAUUAUAACACUAGACAAAUCCUUUUUAAUAGGGCUUGUGUGUAUAAUAAGUAUUAAUCUUACUUAUGAAAUGAUAAUGCUGACUCGUAAAACAGGCUUUAGUUAUGUUAUUAACCCGCUUGUUAUUAUAUUUGUCAGUGUUAUAAAUUUCCUUCAACAUGCAUAUUCUGCUUUAAUAAUGGCUUUUCCCUACUCAAGGAAAUUUUUACCAAUUGUUCGAUUUAGAAUUUGGUCAUAUUUUAGUUAUGUUCUAUUCUUUGUUUACUUCGUUAAAUCACUUAAAAAGAAAUGUUUAAAAAGACAAUUUGAGAUCUUAUUAGCAAUACAUGUUGUUCCUUAUUUGACUGGCACUACCUGUAGAUUUGCAAUUAUGAACAUUAUUCAAGGCAAGUAUUAUUUGGUUAUGCCUGCCAGUGUUGUUAUUACUAAUGACAUUGGAGCUUACUUCUUUGGAAAAUUUUUUGGUAGAACAAGUUUAUUUUCUUUAAGUCCCAACAAAACAAUUGAAGGAUUUAUUGGUGGUGCUAUUAGUUCUUUAGUUGUGAGUUUAAUAUUUAGUUAUUUAAAAUUAAACCAGAAUUUUUUACCAGAUGAAAUUGAUGGUUAUAUUAAGUCUGAUUAUAUACUUCCUUUUGUCUAUUAUAGAAUUCCUCAGGUUUAUAUAAUGAGUCUUUAUUUUUUUAUUGGAUCUUCAAUUUUAGCACCUUUUGCUGGGUUUCUGGCUUCUGCCGUUAAAAGAUUUUAUCGGACUAAAGACUUUUCAAAUGUCUUUUUAAUUCAUGGUGGAUUUACUGAUAGGUUUGAUUGUCAUAUUAUGAUGAUAUGGCUCACGUACUUUUUCCUUAAAUUAUUAAAAGGUGCAAAAAUCUCACAAGCACAGGCAAUUACCCAUUACUUGAUAGAGAACUUUACUGAUGAAGAAGUUUUAGAAAUUAUUAAAACUUUAAAUUCAAAAUUAAAUUGA